Messenger RNA from Chelonia mydas (Green sea turtle), 1502 nucleotides. RefSeq names its product phosphoribosyl transferase domain containing 1 (gene PRTFDC1). The record is from RefSeq and is a predicted model, not a curated record. Gene Ontology annotation, molecular function: hypoxanthine phosphoribosyltransferase activity. The transcript is spliced from 9 exons. Bases 526 to 1158 code for a protein of 210 amino acids. Gene Ontology annotation, biological process: purine ribonucleoside salvage. Lineage: Eukaryota; Metazoa; Chordata; Testudines; Cheloniidae.
CUUUGGCAACGUACACUGGUAAAUUCUGGCUCCUUCUCAGGCUUAAGUUGGCCACCCCUGCUCUGAGUCCACCUUGCCGCAGUGGCUAUUGCCAAUCAUCAUCUAGCCCCCUCUCACUAGGGCAGACUGCAGUCUGUAAAGGCCACUCAUCAUUGGCAAGGGAUCAGACCAGCUCCUUCUGUAGCUCUAGUACCUUUUUGGGCCUUUAACAAGGCCUGCAGCCUGGGGGUUUAACCAGGCUGGGGCUCCGCAGCUCCCUUUGCCCUUCCCCAGCACUGCGCUACUUCCGGUACCUUGCUCCCAGACAACUAGCCCUUCUCACUCCAGGGCUAGAGUGAGACUCCUUCAGCUCUUGGCCCCCAGCCCUCUUAUCAGAGCUAGCUGGGCCCUGAUUGAGCUGGCCACACCUGUGGUCAGCUGCUCUCACUGCUUUUCCCAGCCACAGCCCUCUCCAGGGUUGCUUUUAACCCCUGCCUACUGGAGUGGGGCAGAUGCCCCACUCCAGUACUAUAUACAGAAUACCUGAUGAUUUCAGAUGAUUGGCCAGGCUACAGUUUGGAUUUAUUCACAUAUCCACAACACUACUGUGGAGAUCUGGAAUAUGUGCUCAUACCUCAUGGUAUUAUUGUUGACAGGACAGAAUGCUUGGCCAAAGGCAUCAUGCAAGACAUUGGAGACAAUAACAUUGUGGUUCUCUGUGUACUUAAAGGUGGCUACAAGUUUUGUGCUGACCUUGUGGAGCACAUUAAGACUCUCAGUAGAAAUUCAGAAAGGUCUGUCUCCAUGAAAGUUGACUUUGUCAGACUGAAAAGUUACCAUAAUGAUCAGUCUACACAAGAUAUGCAGAUAAUAGGAGGAGAUGAUCUUUCAAAGCUGACUGGAAAGAGUGUGUUAAUCGUGGAGGAUAUUAUUGGAACUGGGAGGACUAUGAAGGCUCUGCUUAAUAACAUAGAAAAAUACAAGCCAAAGAUGAUUAAGGUGGCAAGUUUGUUGGUGAAAAGAACAUCCCAACCUGAUGGGUACAGACCUGACUAUUAUGGAUUUGAAAUUCCAAAUUUAUUUGUGGUAGGUUAUGCCUUAGACUACAACGAGCACUUCAGAGAUCUAAAUCACAUAUGUGUUAUCAAUGACAACAGCAAAGGAAAAUACAAAGUCUGAAGUAGUAGCAUCCUAGCCUGAAGAUCUGUAAAUUCAGUGAACUAGAAAUUGGACUACAAUCCUUGAAACAUCUCCCUGAAAACUAAUUUAGUAGACUUAUGUUUCUUUCAUCUCAGUAUAAAAAGUGGUUUCCUCUAAGGAUAUUGACUUUGGUAUUCAAAAGUGAGUGCUCUUCUCUAAAUAUGAAGCAUUGGGCUUUUAAAUUACAACAUACUGUGUCUUGUGACUAAUAACUUAUCUUCCUACAAAUUUGUGAAUGCACCUUUUCUACGUUUAGUCAGUCACACUAAAUCAUUUGUCAUUUUUACAGUUUGUAUACCUUGGAAUGUCAUAUACAGUUGCUC